Alternaria alternata is the source of this 1153-nucleotide messenger RNA. RefSeq lists its product as hypothetical. Gene Ontology annotation, biological process: mitotic spindle assembly checkpoint signaling; attachment of mitotic spindle microtubules to kinetochore. Gene Ontology annotation, cellular component: kinetochore; nuclear envelope; mitotic spindle. Lineage: Eukaryota; Fungi; Ascomycota; Dothideomycetes; Pleosporales; Pleosporaceae. The transcript has 2 exons. The record is from RefSeq and is a predicted model, not a curated record. The coding region runs from base 175 to 717 and encodes 180 amino acids.
GAGGCGAAUGUCAGGGUUGCCUCGGUUAUUUCCAUCCCAACCAUUUCUUCAUCCCAUAAGAGUCUAUCACGACGCUCUCAAGUGCAGCAACAACAAUACCCUCCUCUCUACCAUCCCAACUGCUACAAAAAAGAUCGGUCAGUUCCGCGAAAUCCCCUAUACUAAAAGGCGAUCAUGUACAUUCCGGCCCAACCCCACCAAGCAACCCAGUUCAACGUCUUCCUCCAAAACUUCUACUCGGACAAGACGAUGAAAAGAGUAUCUCGGCACAACUCCGCCUUGUCAAUCUCGUUACCAACAGAUCCAACGAUCACCUCAUCAUCGUCAGCAACAAACCGAUUCACAUCAACUACACCCUCAACAGCGCUGGAGCUUUCUGACCAGGUCGCACACAUUAAGAAGCUCGAGACCCUGACGAGGGAGCAGAAUACCGAGCUUAAGCAGUAUCGGAAACAACACAAGGCGAUUGAGGUAGUCGAGGAGGAGAAGAGGUCGCUACAGGCGAAGCUGCGCAAGAUGGAUGACUUGGAACGUCGACUGGGUGAGGCUGAGUUGAGAAUGCAGGUUCUAGAAGAAGAGCGCCAUUCGUGGACGUCCAUCGAGCCCACUGAAUUCUUCUUCUUCCCCUUCUUCCCCUUCUUCCCCUUCUUCCCCUUCUUCCCCUUCUUCCUCUUCCUCCUCUUCCUCCUCUUCUUCACCACCAGCCCUGACUCUUGACUUGGAACCAAUAGUACUAUCCGAGAGAUACGCACAGUCCCGAGCUUUCACAAGCUUGACUCCACCUACUUCGAAUGCAAACAGAUUAAUGGCAAGCAUGCUGCGAAGAGACAGUAUAGAGCUUUCACUCAUCCGGCUCAACAGGGCCAAGUCCUACUACUAGGCAAAUCGGUCUUUCAUACUGGGCCAGUGGGUUGUAGCGGUGGUUGAGAGUGCGGAAAACACGAGGGUCAUGUGCCAUGUAGGCAUGAAAGAUUUGACGAGAAAAGCGAAGAAGAACAGGAGCGAAAAUGGAGCAAAGGUGCUCAUACUUAGGUGGGAUUUCGAACAAAAGAUAAGCAGAAGUUGGAACAGACCCGCAGCGUGUGACGUAAACCAGUGAACGAAUGACUACACGGACGAAGCAUUGGUCUUCUUUUUUAAAAACAUAUUCUGG